Rana temporaria (common frog) is the source of this 2508-nucleotide messenger RNA. It is a transcript of the gene ZBTB2, whose product is annotated as zinc finger and BTB domain containing 2. The transcript has 3 exons. Gene Ontology annotation, cellular component: nucleus. Gene Ontology annotation, biological process: regulation of transcription by RNA polymerase II. The record is from RefSeq and is a predicted model, not a curated record. Bases 556 to 2094 code for a protein of 512 amino acids. NCBI's taxonomy places the organism in Eukaryota, Metazoa, Chordata, Amphibia, Anura, Ranidae. Gene Ontology annotation, molecular function: RNA polymerase II cis-regulatory region sequence-specific DNA binding; DNA-binding transcription factor activity, RNA polymerase II-specific; protein binding.
CAGGCUAGGGCUGUGAGGAGAGCUCACUGACUGAAAUGUACUGAGAACGUGUGUUGAGAGAUGCAUGCGAUAUUCGUAUUGGUCGUCUUUAUUAUUCCACAAUUAUUUUUUUGACGUGACCCUUGUUGUGGUUGGCCACAUUCAGCCAUGAAAGUCUGUGACAGGCCAAUGCAGAAAACAGCGCGCGGCUCUCCCUGACACGAGCGGCUCCGGCGGGAGGAGACCGACAUGGCGGCGGUGGAGGUGGCGGGGCCGUGUUCUGGGCGCAGGGAGAAAAAAAAAAAAAAAAACGAGACACAGAGGAGGAGGAAGAGGGGGAGGGGAUGGCGACUCUCGCCUCCUCAUACUCCCGGCGGGAGAGCAUUGCAAGCUUCACUGCACGACUGCCCCCCCUCCCCGCUGCCGGUCAUGUGACCUUAACGUAACCGGACAGGAAAGCACCGACGGUUUUUUUUUUUCUCGUCGCUCUGUUCCAGCCCGCCUCUCGGAGAGGAAGACAAGACGGAGGAGGAAGCGGAGCUCUGAGACGCACGGCUGAGGCUCCAUUGAAGCAAGAUGGAUUUGGCCAAUCAUGGACUUAUACUUCUGCAACAGCUAAAUGCCCAGAGAGAAUUUGGGUUUCUCUGUGACUGCACAGUAGCCAUUGGUGAUGUUUACUUUAAGGCACACAAGUCGGUCCUUGCAUCAUUUUCCAACUAUUUCAAGAUGCUCUUUGUUCAUCAAACAAGUGAAUGCGUACGUUUAAAAUCAACAGACAUCCAGCCAGAUAUCUUCAGCUAUCUUUUACACUUGAUGUAUACUGGAAAAAUGGCCCCUCAGCUUAUCGAUCCUGUGCGCCUUGAGCAAGGCAUAAAGUUUUUGCAUGCCUUUCCUUUAAUACAAGAGGCCAGCCUUGCAAGUCACGGUGGAUUUUCUCAUGCUGAUCAGGUUUUCCCACUUGCAUCUUCUCUCUAUGGUAUCCAGAUUGCAGAUCAUCAGAUCAGGCAACCAACAAAGGUUACCACUGCAGCUGAGAAGACUACCCGAGAAACUCGACCACAAACCUCAAGGUUGACUCAGGAAACCUCAUCAGACAAUGUACAGUUAAAUCAACUUCCGUCUUCAUUGCCAGCAGCAAACCGGACAAAUUUAACUUUUUCUGAGCAAGUGCAUGCGCCAUUGUCUCCGGAGCCUACCUCUUCUGUUCCUGCUCCUUCUGCGCUGGAAGAAAAUAGCAUGGAUGAGUCGCCAAGCGAGGAGCAAAAUACAUCCCUCACAAUCGCUCACGUCAAACCAAGCAUCAUGAAGAGAAAUGGAAGCUUCCCCAAAUAUUAUGCCUGUCACUUGUGCGGUCGCCGUUUUAACUUAAGGAGCAGUUUGCGUGAACACCUUCAGCUUCACACAGGAAUGCCAUUUAGCGCCACAGCUGGGCAGACAGAGGCCAGUGUCUCCCCUUCCUUCUGUAAUAAUGGGUCAGAGCUAGGGAAGGAAUCCAUGGAGACAACAGAGACUGGCAUGAUGAGUGACAGUGAUAUGGCUCAGAUCUCAGACUCGCCGAUAAUAGAUGGUCAGCAGCAGGCUGAGACCCCGCCACCGUCCGAUAUUGCAGAUAUAGAUAACUUGGAGCAAGCCGACCAAGAAAGAGAAGUGAAACGUCGAAAGUAUGAGUGCACUAUCUGCGGGCGUAAGUUUAUCCAGAAAAGCCAUUGGAGAGAGCACAUGUACAUCCACACGGGCAAACCAUUCAAGUGUAGCACCUGUGACAAGAGUUUCUGUAGGGCCAACCAAGCUGCUAGACAUGUAUGCCUAAAGAGUUCUGACACCUACACGGUGGUCGACAAGCAGACUUUGGAACUGUGUUCAUUUGAUGAAAGCAGCCAGUUAGACAACAUGCUACAAACAAAUAAACGUUACAAGUGCAACUUGUGUGACAAAACGUUUUCCACGCCUAACGAUGUGGUAAAACAUACAUGCCAAGGUCAAAACUCAGAUGUCUUUGCUCUUGAAGAUGAAGGAAAGUCAAUCUUGUUAAGUAGUGGGGACUCAGAACCAGCAGACAGUGAGCAUUCUAUGCUAGCAACUAUUAAAAAAGAGCAAGAAUCUGUGCUUGAUUAGCUUUUCUGGUUGUGUACAUAUUAUAAAUAUAUAUAAUUUCCUACUGUGUACAUUUUUUUUUUUUAAACCUAGAGAAUUUGUAAUUUCUUUGUCAUUUCUAUCUCCUCCAUCCCUUUUACCUUACCGCUUUAUUUUAGUUUUGAGAUAAUAUGCAGAACCCUGAGAAACAGUUUGGUUUAAAAGACCAAUUGUUUUUUUUUUUUGUAUUAGGCAUUGAUUUUUUUUUUUUUUAUAUACAAAUUGUUUGUUUGUCCAAAGGAAACUGGAACAAUGUAAUGGCUUCCCUGAUGUCAGUAGAACUACUGAAAUUUAAGCUCCUUUUUUUUUUUCUUUUAGAUAAAUGUUUUGAAAAGUAUCUGUGAAUAUUGGGGGUAAGAGAAGUUUAAAUAAAUAUAAAUACUUACCAUGUUUUAA